UCCCAGAGCUUUAAAUACCAAAAAACAGAGCAUUCAUCUUCACAAACCCAUUUUUUCUUCACAAUUCUCUCCAUCUUCACACAACACACAAUGCUUUUCAACCAAAUUUCACAAUAAUCAAUCCUAUCAAUCCUCAGUUUCUCAACAAUUUAUUUUCAACAAAGAGUUAACUAAUUUUGCUACUGGUUGAUGAACCUGUUAGGGCUUGUAUCUUGAGAAAUUAUGGAUAGAUUAGAGAAGAGUGGAGUUGUAGGGUUUAAACAACCGGAAACAACAACAGAUUUGUUUCUAAAAUGGGGGAAUAAGAAGAGGCUUAGGUGUGUAAGGAUGAGAGAUCCGGACGAUGCUGCAGAUCCGUCGUAUGCCGUUUCCGGCCGCCGGAGGAUUCGCCGGAGAAUUAACUCCAGAUUUGUUACGUUUCCGUCCGAUAAUAACAACAACAACCACAGCCACAAUAAUAAUUAUAAUAACAAUAAUAAUAUUAAACAACAAGCUUCUGUUCCAUCACAACAUACUCGUCUCACAAGGAAUUCUGAAACGGCGGUUAAUCUGAGAUCGGAGAGUCACCGGAAACCGUCACCGGAGAAGGAGGUGAGUAGGCCUACUGUAUCUCCGGUGGACGGUGGUGUAGGGGAUCAAAAGGUGAAACACGUGUGGCCAAAACUGUACAUAACAUUAUCAAGCAAAGAGAAAGAAGAAGAUUUCAUGGCAAUGAAAGGUUGUAAGCCUUCUCAUAGACCUAAAAAGAGACCCAAAGCCAUUCAAAGAAGUUUGCUUUUGGUGAGUCCUGGAGCAUGGUUGACUGAUAUAUGUCAAGAUAGAUAUGAUGUCAUAGAAAAGAAGAAUACCAAGAAGAGACCAAGGGGAUUGAAGGCCAUGGGAAGCAUGGAGAGUGAUUCAGAAUGAUGAAUGUGUACACACCCAUCUAUUUUUGUAAAUGUGUUAUUUCAUUUUUUUAAUAUUAAUUAAAAUGAAAAUUUAUUUCUUCAUUCAUUA
Messenger RNA from Helianthus annuus (common sunflower), 996 nucleotides. RefSeq lists its product as uncharacterized. The transcript is spliced from 5 exons. The coding region runs from base 223 to 906 and encodes 227 amino acids. NCBI's taxonomy places the organism in Eukaryota, Viridiplantae, Streptophyta, Magnoliopsida, Asterales, Asteraceae. The record is from RefSeq and is a predicted model, not a curated record.